Macrosteles quadrilineatus (aster leafhopper) is the source of this 9488-nucleotide messenger RNA. RefSeq lists its product as uncharacterized. Gene Ontology annotation, biological process: autophagy; response to starvation. Gene Ontology annotation, cellular component: cytoplasm. Bases 170 to 4657 code for a protein of 1495 amino acids. The transcript is spliced from 15 exons. The record is from RefSeq and is a predicted model, not a curated record. Gene Ontology annotation, molecular function: protein binding. NCBI's taxonomy places the organism in Eukaryota, Metazoa, Arthropoda, Insecta, Hemiptera, Cicadellidae.
CAACAAGAACAGCUGGACGAGGAGAUAUAAGGAUGGCGCAAUGACAGUUCUUUGAAUUUGCGUCGUAGAUAGUGCAAAAUCCAAAUAUCUCUGCUUAAUUGUUAGUUUUAGUCGAAUUUACUGUGAUAGAAAUAUGGUUAGAUACUAAAAAGAAGUUGAAAACUGAAGAAUGUCAGCUGAGUCAUCUAAAAGAGCUCCUCGGAAAGGAAGUGCUGGGCAGGUCGUUUUACCACAACCUGUCAUAGACCCCUCUCUUAUCGACAGUGUCACUGGUUUCAUACAAGAUGUUGUUCCUCAGGCAUACAGUGGCAACAGUGGAGACAGUAGAGAAGCCAUCACCUGGGUUAGGGUGCAGCAGGCAGACAUCAAUGACCCGGCACUGUACCCGGACACUGGGGAGCAGGAUGGCGUUGCCCCACUGUUGCUGGUGCUGGGCUAUGGAAGUGGAGUACAGGUGUGGGUAGUGCCCGCGUCGGGGGAGGCCCGUGAGGUGUUGUCAUGGUCGCAAGGCAGUGUACGCACAUUGUGUGUGUUGCCGUCACCAGAACCGAGACUGCCACUACGACAGGACUUGUACAGACACAAGAGACCUCUGGUGGCGAUGGUGGACAACGCUGGGCCCGGGCCGCAGUUCUGCUCUGUCAGCUUCAUAUCACUGAGGGACGGUGACCAGGUGAAGAGCAUCAAGUUCUCUCAUCAAGUGUGGGAUGUGAUGGCCAAUCGCAGGUCUGUCGUGGUCACCUUGGCCGAGAGGAUCGCAGUGUUUGACGCUGCCACUCUAGAAGACAAUGUUGUGGUCACCACCUGCUUCCCUAACCCCGACGUCAACCCAGUAGCUCUCGGCACAAGAUGGUUGGCGUACGCAGACCGUAGACUUGUGUCGCAGUGGCGUUCCCUAGGUGGUUGUCACAGCGAGGGGCCGCAGAGUGUGACGGCCACAGUGUUCCACGCAGCCAAGUGUCUGGGCAAGGGUCUGCGCGAUCUGAGUGAGACUGUGGCGUCUUCGCUGACCGGAGGCAGUCCUGAGAACACACACUUCCACCCACACGCACCCCAUGCAGAGCCCACACACAAGGGGGUGGUCACCAUACUGGAUAUCGAGACCAAAGGUCCCAGGGACGCAAGUGAGGAAGACCAUCAGGGCGCGAACCGCAUCCUCGCUCACUUCAACGCUCACCAUGAGCCAAUCGUUGCACUCAGCUUCGACCCCAGCGGCAUGCUGCUUGUGACUGCAGACAAACGAGGACAUCGCUUCAACGUUUUCCGUAUAAACACUCACCCGUGUACCUCCACGCUAGCGUACGUCCAACAUCUCUACAUAUUGCACAGAGGCGACACCACUGCUCGUAUCCAGGACAUAGCGUUCUCCGCAGACUCCCGCUGGGUGGCCAUCAGCUCUAUGAGAGGUACCACACACGUGUUCCCCAUCACUCCGUACGGGGGAACUGUGGGGGUGAGGACUCACACCACCCCUCACGUUGUCAACAAACUCUCCAGAUUUCACCGCAGUGCAGGUCUGACCGACGACGGUCGCAACAGCCCAGUGUUGUGGGAGACUCCCCCUGGUGGAGGAGGACAACCUACCCCCCCUACUCCCACCACAGUCACCCCUCUAACUCAGGUGCGGAGACAAAGUGCUCUAGCCCCGCCUACUGAAGACAGCAUUGUCAAGGUGGCGGUAGUGUUUGGGGCACCGAGGGCCCCGUCUCUGCCACCCCACAGCGGGGGCUCACGUACCAGACGGUCCAUGGACUCUCUUUACAUCAUGGCUUGUAAUGGAGCUUUGGUGCAGUACGAUCUGGACCCGAGACAUCUCUCAGGUAUCAGCAAGGAGAAGGUGUGUGAUGACACAGGAAUUGAGCUGCUUGUGGAGGCUAGAGCUCAGUGGGUGUUACAGAGACCCCCCUACAGCAGCGCCCUGCAUCCUCCCUUACCUUGCACCAACCCGCUGCUGCACCCGACACCACCCGACCCUCCCACACCCACGGACACGGGCUCUGACGACGAGCGCUGGUUGUCUCAGGUGGAGAUAGUUACCCACGCCGGACCACACAGAAGACUGUGGAUGGGACCUCAGUUUACCUUCAUCACCGUCAGCUCAAACAAUGACACCGGAGAUGCACUGGAUAUCAACAAACAAGUGGUUCGAUCCAAUCCAGUCAAUAUGCCUCUCAAACAGCCUCUCAUCAUAGAGUCUGGAUCCUGCAGUAGCCUCGAACUAUCCCCCAACAUGGUGGAACUUGUUUACAAGACUGACUGCAGUUGGAGCUGCAGACUGCGCGAGGACCUGGCCGAGGCUAUGCUGGAAGCACCUGCCACCCGCAAUACUGGUAUAAAAGGGGUGGUGAGGCGCGAGCCCGUUAUUGAACGCCAAGUGAACCCUCUGGGCUCCGUUGUCACCCUAACAGCGCAACUCAACUUUCCCUCCGACCUACUCACCGAUGACGGGAAAGUAACUGUAGUAGGCACUGAAACUAAGAAAAUUACAUUGGAAUCUAAGUUGAAUAAAACAGUAAACCAACCUUGGUUGAGCGAUUACAUGCUCAGCGACCCAUCUCUAGAUCCUUGUUUGUAUUCACACGCUAAAGUAAGUGAACUAGGUGCUUCUAGUUUAGACGUAGUCAAGAGUAGUUGUAAAGAAAAACAGAAACCAACUGAACCGCUGGAUGGAAGAAGUUCCAAAAAAGUACUUGCUGAAGUUGAUGAAAACAUCUCUAAAACCCAAAGGAAGUCUGAAGACAAAGAACCUGUUUUGGAGACUUGUGAGAAGAGAGGAAAAAAUGGAAAAUCACGGAGGAAGAUAAGUAAAGGUGAAAAAAACAAACCUAAAGUAGAUGUAGAAUCUAAAAUAGCUGAAGAUACUUUUAUUGUUCCUAAUAUUGUGAGAGCAAUGGAUGUAACUGAAGCUAAAGUAGUAGAUGAUUUACCUGUCUGUGAUGCGAUGCUGCAAAGUUCUGAAGACAUAGAAAUGCAGUUGAGGGAGGCUUCGGCUGAAAAAGAUUUAGAGGAAACGAUACUAGAGUUUGAAGAUUUUAAAGGACGCAAGAGAAGUCUUGAUCUUACUGCAGAAGCAAAGGUGAUUGAUUGUGAAUCCGAGAUUUUGUUUGAACAAGUGAUUCCAACCGCUAAGGAAGAAAUCAAAGAAAAUGACAAAACAAGCUCUAGGCUCAGAAAAAAAUCAAAAAUGAACUAUCAAGAUGUGUUGCCUACAGAUAAAUCAGGGGAAAUUGUGGUUGAAGAUAAAUCAGACAAAAUUGAAGAAAAACCAAAAGGAAAAAAGAAAAGAUCCAAAAAAAACAAUCUUUCAACUGAACCAGUCUGUGAUGAAUUACAGUCACAUGUUGAAAACAUUAGUAAAGCAAAGAAAAAUGAUGAAUCUGAUGUUGAAACACUUCCCAUAGAGACAUCAUCUGAAACUUUGUGUUUAGAACUAUCUAAUGACACUAAAGAUUGUGAAUCAUCUGAGUUGAUAUUCAGUGCUAAAGCUAAAAGUGAUGAAGAGAUGAGCGUUAUCGUAAGUGAUGUUGAAAUUGAAAAAUCAAACAUAGAAGAGUUAUCUCCUGAUUUCUGUAACAAUAUAUUAGACAGUAACAUUGUUGAAGAAAAGAAUAGCACAACUGAUGAUGAGUUGAAAGGAUUUGAAUCUGAUCUAUUGGUCAAAGAUAGUACUUGGUCUCCAGAGCUAAGUCCUGAAAAAGAUAUAGAUAUUGUCAUGGAUGAUAAAGACUCCGACAGAGAAAUCGAUAAGAUUAAAAAUGAUGAAACCACAGAUAAAGAUUCUAGUGAUGAUUGUCAACCGGUUGUUGUUAAGUCAGACCUAAAACACGCCCACAAAAAAGGGAAAAACAGAAAAUUUACUCGGAAAAAUCGUGAAGUUGAACAAAAACUCCAUGAUAACGAAACAAAACUCGAAGAAAUUACUGUUAAAGAAGAGUUAGUAAAGUCGGAUAUUAAAAUUGACGAUAAAGAAAUAAAUGAACCUCUCAUCAAAGAGAAUUUGGAACAAUCAUUGAAGAAAAUUGAUUCAGAAGAAGAGGAUGUGUUUAUUGAAAUAAAAAGCGAUUCCAAGCCUGGCAAAUCCAUGGACGAUAGUUUUCCAGAUUUAAAACUAUCUUCAGACGGAAUUAAAAGAAGAGUCAGAAAAAGAGAAUCACUGGAGAAGGAGGAAGUGAAAAACUCAGAAGCAGCAGAUAUACAGGACAUCCCUAAGCGCUCUUGGAGUUCAAUCGUGUCCCCUAACAACGAAGAUGCCAACGGAAACAUACCUAAGGUGGAAGAGCUGGCCCCUGUCCGCUCAUGGAGUAGUAUUGCAGCCAGCCCAGCCAAAUCCAAGACACAAGAAACAGACGUGAUCAAAACCAACAGUGUGGAAGACCGAGACUCGGUGUACGAAUCAUGCAAUGACAGCGUAGGAGAAGAGGUCGAGCCUGCUCACGACUCUCUUGGCUCCUGCUACUUUGAGUCUGAGUCUAAAGAUGAAACUGAAGAGAGUCUGACAGUAUCUCAGUUCAAACCAGAAGAAACGUUGUCUGAAUCCAAACACGGCAGCUCCGUCGAAGACAAGUCCAACACCGACUCAGGGGAAAAAGACGAUCUGAUAAGCAGCACACAAACAUCAACUAAGAAGUCAAAGAAGCAGAAGAAGAAGAAAAGGUGAUACUGUUUUGAUCUCUGGAGAGGUUCGUUGGUAUCGAUGCUAGUUGUAAAUUAAUUUAAAAGUAAACACCAUUGCUACUCUGACUGGUGAUUUUGGAUGAGUUUCUUACUGUUACCUUUUAUUUUCACCAUUUAUAGGGAAUUAUUUAUGAUAACCUAAACCUUUCAUUAAGUCAAGUACAAGAUUUUACAACACAAAUAAAAGUGUUAUAGAUAAUGUUAAAAAACGUAGGGAUUCUAUUAUGCCGAAUAUUUUACCAUGGUUUUGUUUUCUUGGUGAUAUUCAUUUUAAUAUUAAAAUGAUGUGAAUUAUUUGUACCUAAUGCAGCAUUCGGUACUUGAGAUUUAAUUUUCCUUUCAGUAAUUUUACUUUGUACUUUUUCAAAUAUUUAUGUAUCUUUGUAUUUGACUACUCACUCAAUAACAUGCGUGAUUAUCAAUUUUCACGGUUUCAGGAUACAGAGUAACAGAAAUAACACAAAUAUCAUCAUUUUCCAAGUUAUGUUAAAACCAUCAUUGCCAUAUUAAAUUACCAGAGACCAGAGGAAAUUCAAUUUGCUCCUAAAAACUUAUAAACUCUAAGAGAUAGUUUGUUCCUACAAAAACUCUAGAGAAGCUACAAAAUAAGGAACUAUUAUAAACAAUGUUUUAAAUAUUGUUUGUUUAGCUUAUCACAAUACUGUUUUAACUUGUGUAUCAUUCACUUAAUAGCUGUUUUAUUGAUAAUUUAUGACUCAAAAAGACAUUUCCUGCACUAACAUAUGUUUUAGUUGGAUUUGAUUGUGCAUAACUAGCUAAAAAUAUAACUAUGUUUUAAGUUUAACUCUUAAAAAAAACACAACUUUUAGGUGUGUGCAACAUUAUUUUUUUUUAAUAUAUUAGCCUUUUGAAAUAUUUCAUGAGAAUUUGGCAAAUCCUGACUUUCUGUAGAAAAAAACGAUUGUUAUUGUAAUCGAGACACAGAGAAUUUUAAUAAAAAAUUACUUUUCUUUGUUAUCACAUUGUCUGGUAGCUUUACUUAAUUAAGCCAUAUAAUUAAUCAUUUAUUAAAAUAAAAACAUGAUUUAUGGUUUUUGUUUGUUUUAUUGCUUGGAUUAACUUUGAAAUUCGUACAAUUUUUGUCAUCCCCAAAAUAUGCUUUUUUUUUACUUUGGACUAUUUUAAAUUUCAGUCCAAGUUUUAGGAAUAAAGUACUGAACACCAAAUGUACAUAAUAUUUUUAAUUUGUUUUUAUUGAAACUCGGUUUUUCUAAAACUAGAAGCAAUACUGUUAGAUAUUAACAAUAUAAGCCUUACAAAUUAAGAUUCAUGGUGCAUUUUUAGUUGCGUUAUGCUGGCUGGGAAAUGAUUUUUAGGUGGUUAUAUCGCUUAGUUCAGAAAAAUCAAAACUUGCUUUUUCUAAAAAUGCUUUAUUGUACUUUAAAUUAGUUCCGUUUGUUUUAAAUGGUAAAUGUAAAUAAAUAGAACCCCGAUCAAGCUUUAAAUUAGAUUUUUUCAUAUUUAUUUGAUCUUAUGUGGUUUCAAUGUAUUCCUACUCAUUAAGGGUUUUAAGGUUUAAAUUGUGUUUAUGCCAUGUAUAAUUUAGUUAGGAAAAUAUAUAUUUUUUCAAUCUCAUUUAUAAUUAUUUAUUUUAUUUAUUUUAAAUAUCGUCUCAGUGUUUAGUUUAGUGUUGUGGAUUGUAGGAGUUUGUUGUAGGUAUGAAUGUGAGAAAGUUAGCUCUCUUGUGUUACUGCACCAAAAAAAUCUAAAAACCAAAAAUAACGGUAAGCUUAUUUGUGUAGACGUAGGAUUGUAGGUAAAGAAUUUUAUUUAACAUGAAUUAUUGCCUUUUGCUAUACGGAAUGUAAUAUUUUAUGUGGUACUAAACAUUCAUUUUAUGUGUAAUCAUUUAUUCAAACUGAUAUCAAACGGGUACAAGGUAUAUUUUAUUUAUAUUUGUUUGGAUGUUAUGAAGAGUAUAACUUAAAUUAAGAUACAUUGUUACACUCGAUUUAUUACAUAGUUUUAAAAUAGUGUUUCUUAGUCUGUGUUACAAUUUCUACACUAAUUGCACAAAAGUGUGAAUUUACAAUGUUUACAUAAGUUUGUACACUUUUAUAAAUGAACAACACUCUUUCCUUUUUCUUACAGACUUUUCAACCUACAAAACUGCAAAAAGAACUUUUAUGUUUGAUACCAAAUUAUUUAUCUUAGCUUUGUGUGCCUUAUGUUGAAUAGAAAUCAUCCCUAAUGCUUGUCAGCAUUGACUUUAACAUUUUUAUGAACUUUUUUUAAACUGACAAUUUCAACGUGUCGUUCUGAAUUGGCUUUCACAAAAUUGCAAUCGAGUGACUAAUAAAUAAGGGUUACUGACCUAACCUAACCUAUGUGAAUUUCGCAAUUUUGUUUAUUGAGCAAAGUAGGUCUCGAGAAUAUGUACUAUAUUACAUUUAAAUCCCCUUGAGAGGUAAAGAAUAGAGUAAAUAAGUAUGUUGUUUCCUUUACUACUUCUAUCACUUUUUGUUUGAAAUAAUUUUCUUUGUGUUGUUUUGUACCAUAGACAAAAAGAAUUAAAUAUAGACCGUCAGCUGUGCUGUGGUUACCAUAGGUUCCGGCGCGCACCGCUUGGAGCGCCAUGUAUUUACAGCGUACGCGCUACAUAAACUACAGCGGUGUGCGCCGGAACCUAUGGUAACCAUGGUAACUGCAGCAGGCUGACAGUCUAUAUUUAAUUCUUUUUGUCUAUGUUUGUACCCACAAACCUGAUCUAUAUACUCUUGUGCAAUUAGGGUAGCACUUUCUCUUCUACUUUCUAUACAGGGUUGAAAUGAGUUCUUAACCUGAUGUGAGGAAGUAUGCCAUUCAAUAAUAUGCCAAUACAUUUUAUAACCUACAAAUGAUUUGUGUUAGCAAAAUGUCUUGUCUGUUAACUUUACCAAACUUGUCUUGGUCAAGUGGAUUGAAAUGAGUGUACAACUUGGUUUUAUCAAUUGUAUUUAUGUUUUAAUUUAUAUAGACAAUCCAGUUUUGGCCGUGAGAUAUGUAAAUAAGUUCAUAUUGAAAUGUGAUUGUGACUUAAAAUUUUAUUUUAAAAGCUACUUUUGAUUUGAUAGUGAUAUUUUUGUAAUGCAUGCCUUAUAAAACAGAGUUUUAUUUAAUGUUUUGGAAAACAUUUUACUUUUUAAAAGUUAUAUUUAAUCCUAAUCUAACUGCUUUAUUAAGAGUGAUUGUGGUUUGACUGCAAUUAAAUGUUGUAUUAGAUAAUAGUUGCGUUCUUGUAGUAAUGGACAACAUAGUUUGAAGUUUUUGCUAUAAAUUUUCAAGCGAUUCCCUAAUUGUGCAACACGUUUUUAAAUCAGUAGUAUCAGCAUAUCUUAACCAUAUUAAUGUAUUUUUCAUUAUGUUGCACAAUCAAGUAUGUUUCUUUUUCUAAGCCCAAAUUUAAUGUAUAAAGUCCUUUGUAGUUUUCUAAAAGGUUAUAAAAACAAGCCACAGAUGUAGUUUCUCAAAUAAUGUUGUCUGUUUGCCGUCUUUCUUUGUAUAUAUGUAUAGAAGUUUUAACUCAAUCAGAAAUGCUGUGAUAUAAUUUAAAAACUUAAUAAAAAAUAUAAAACAUGUAUAAUUUGUCAUAAAAAUGUUUUUAGUUUUAAGAUACAUUAUAUAGAUUGAUUAAACCAUAACAAACUACAGUUGGGAAUAUAUUUUGAUGCUAAUUUAUAUAUUAAUCUAUUGGACCUAGUUGAUAACAAUGUUUGUGCGUUGAUAUGCUCAUUAUAUUUAAAAUAUUGUUAAUAAUUAGCAUUACCACGAUUUUAACAGAUUAGUAUAAAAAAAAAUACAAUAUUCACUUAUGACUGUUUUAUCAGAUGAUUUCAAUUUGACGCUGGUAUAUUUUGGCAUAUUUUGUUAUUUUUGUUUCAAUAUGUGUUUUCUAUUGUGUAAUUCUCUUAGUUUUAACAAAUAGGUACUAAACAAAUGGUAAAAUUUCUGAGUGUCAAUUAGUUAUGUAACAAUCUAUAGUUGAAUUAAAUUAAUUUAUUGUAAAUGUUACAGCGAUUCAUGUAGUCUUCUAAAAAGACAACUACCACAAUUUUUUUUAAACAAAUUUUAAUAAGUAGCUGCACACAUUAAUAAGGUGAAACUGCUCUUUAGUGUCUGGUGCAUAUUCUCCUUUUCUCCAAGAUAAAAUCUCUCAAUAAUUAAAUGUAAUUAUAAAAAAAAGGUUUGAUUAUAUUCACGUAACUAUUAGUUGCUCUACUUUUCAGAUUGUUGUGACUUGUUUAAAAACUGAUUUCUUUUGGCAUUAAAAAUAUAAUAUUGUAUAUCAAAAGAAAAAUCAUAAAAUUGAAGACAAACAAAAUACAAACAAAUUAUCCCCUAGCUUUUUUUUAUAUCCAUUUAUUCUACAUAGUGAUUGUUGUCGAAGACCUCAUAUCAAAAGUGUAUAAGUUCAAAGAUUUUAUACGGAAAUAAAUGCAAAUUACAAGUGUGGCCUACUUUAAAUAUUUACACUAGAAGAUCUUUAUUAGGCUCCGUAGUAAAUGUGUUAAACAAUCUCAAAUAAUUUCUUUAGUCGCCAAUAUUAAAAGUUGUUAAUGCAUCUAUUAUAAAGAAAUUUGACGAGGUUGACAGUUUUAUAUAUUUUUUCAAUUAUUACUAAUCAAACUUGAUAGUUAUUCAGUGUAAUGUACCAAUAACUGCAGUGCUUUACUGCAAGGAAAUAUAACUAGCAAUAGUACAUUUUGACAAAACUACUUACCUCAGUACCUGUAUUAGCACCAGCUUGUAAAUUUGUAUUAGCUGUAAUUACUCUGAAAAAUGUUCAAACGAUAAAUAAAUUGGCUCAUUUUCUA